AAAAGACAGAGGAUUUUAGGCACGAAGACCAAGAAGACCCAAGCUCAACGAAAUGAGCCCUUUCCACCGACGUUCCUCCACCGGCAGCCUCCACUUGUGAGCGAAGUUUGCUUAUAAGGUUAGAUCUCUCAGGUGGACCUCUUUUCCGGUGACGUGGCGGUUUUUCCGGCGAGUUUACUACCUGAGAUGACUACCUUCUCUCUCCCGAUGUCGAGCCUCUCUCGUUGCGUACCGAUGUCUUCGGGUUCUUUCUCUAGUCUGAGAUCUCCUUCAGCACCACCAUCGGAGCCUCCGUCCCCACCAACUCCGCCUGAACCACCGGAUCCGCCGGAUCUUCAGUUCUGCCCCUCAUCCGGUGAUGCUCUUGUUCAGCUGCUUCUCCUUCAACAUCCCACCGGUCUUCAACGAGGUCACAUCGGUUCCGAGCGCCCAUCUCCGCUGCCCUCGAGAACUACUCCACCUUGCCGGAAGAAUGCUCCUCUGUCCAUCACCGUACUUGCUCGCCGCCGUCACUUGCUCCUCUCUCCACAUUUCUCAAACGUGAACCUAGGGUUUCACUAUUUGGGCCAAAUUUGGGAUAAUUUUCUAUUGGGCCAUGGUUGCUUAUUGGGCCAAAAGAGUGGGGUUUUCUUAUUGGGCCUUACUUUCCCAAGACUCAGCCCACCUUUUUCCUUUUAUCGUGUCUUCUCUUGUCUCGUCUCCCUACUCCGCUGCAAGCCAUCUCAAUCUCAUAAUCUCGUCGUCGCCAUCAACUUACCUCCUCAGAAGUUUCCCCAGUGAUAGUGUUACAGGAAGCAUUGAGUGCAAGACUGUUCUGCUUGAAGUAGAAGCGAGAAAUCUACUGGUGUUUGAAAACCGUGCUUUUUCUGAGGAGGACACUGCUUUGAAAGCCAUAACUGCGGCAAAUGAAUGGCAGGAGGCAAACCUUGCAGUCCAUGGCCAAUCGCGGAACAGAGCACAAGCUGUACCUCUUAUUGAGGAUAUACCAACUCCACUACCUCACUCAGAGGAUCCUUCUCUCAUUUUACCUCUUAUUGAGGCUCCUUCUCUCAAUUUACCUCUUAUUGAGGCUCCUUUUCACAGAAUUCCUCGCGAUGAGGUUUUUUCUUGCUACACGGAUGCAGCUUGGAUCGCAUCCUCUGGCUCCUGCGGUAUGGGAUGGAUUUUCAAGACUCAAGAUCAUCGAGUUAUCCAUCAGGGCUCGGCAACUCGCCUCCAUACACCAUCGGCUCUAGCUGCUGAAGCUUUGGCCUUGAGAUCAGCGCUGAUCGCAGCGUCUAGAAUGGAAUUCACCUCCAUCAAAGUUUUUUCGGACUCGCAAGUCCUCAUAUCUCUGCUAAAUACAGAGACCUCUACGAACGAGCUUCAAGGGAUUCUCCAUGACAUUGCUUUCUUUAGUCGUUCGCUAUCAUCUAUCAAGUUUCCUUUUGUUCCACGCAAGUCUAAUAUGUUAGCUGAUGCAUUGGCAAAGGCUGCCUUAUCUUCUUUACCUGUUUUAACUACUUCUGCUUUGUAAGAAUCGUCUAUUUAUCUAUAAAACCAGUUUGACCAAAAAAAAAAAAAAA
Messenger RNA from Arabidopsis lyrata subsp. lyrata, 1565 nucleotides. RefSeq lists its product as uncharacterized. The record is from RefSeq and is a predicted model, not a curated record. Gene Ontology annotation, molecular function: nucleic acid binding; RNA-DNA hybrid ribonuclease activity. The transcript is spliced from 2 exons. Lineage: Eukaryota; Viridiplantae; Streptophyta; Magnoliopsida; Brassicales; Brassicaceae. Bases 596 to 1516 code for a protein of 306 amino acids.